AUGCUAACCACAAGCGAGUCCAAAAAGUAUACUGACUAUGGUAAGGGAAUCUGGGUGUUUUACCAAGUGUAUAUGGAUGUUAUUGACAAAGAUAUUGCGACUUAUGACCAUAAUCCAAGAGACGCAUAUAUUUGGCAAAGCUAUGACGUGCAAGGAACACGACGAUCAGCUCUCGCGGCAGGUUCAGUGAUUGUUUUCAGAGCUUCAAUCUAG
Lathyrus sativus (Indian pea) is the source of this 213-nucleotide messenger RNA. Lineage: Eukaryota; Viridiplantae; Streptophyta; Magnoliopsida; Fabales; Fabaceae. The record is from the annotation of a GenBank genome assembly.